UUUGCAAAUUUUGUUUCUUCAUUGUGUUACCUAAAGCCAUAUUGAAUAGUCUAUCACUGAAACCAUGUUGAAGUUUGUGAGUUUGUUGGCAUUAGUUCUAGGCGUAGCAACUGCAGAAUAUCUUGAUGCUCCAACGUCUGUGACUCUUCAAGUGUACUAUGAGACUUUGUGUCCAGACAGUAUAAACUUCUUGGUUGAUCAGCUCUACCCAUCGUACUUACUUUUUGGUGGAGAUGUAGUCCAAGUGGAAUUGAUACCUUAUGGACAUGCCAGUGAAGAUGAUUCUACAGGUGAAAAAGUCUUUACCUGUCAACACGGACCCCAGGAAUGUUACGGAAACAAAGUCCACUCGUGCGUGAUCAAUGCCGCAACUGUCAAUCAAACUGUCAACUUUGUAUUCUGUGCGGAAAGAUCAGCCAGUCCUGCCAAUUCAACCAUUCUCCAAGGAUGUGCUGAAGAAAGUGAUAUAUCUUGGACUGAUGUAGAAGACUGUCUUUCCAGUGGACUUGCUGACGAGCUUCUGUCAGCAAACGGAAAUAAAACCAAAAUUGUAGAUCCAACUUUCAUACCAACCAUCACAAUUGACAAUGUAUACAGUCAAGAGAAUCAAGAUGGCGCUAUUAAGCACCUUAAGACCCUGCUCUGUAAUAUUUUGCAGUACCCUAUCGAAUACUGCCGUUGCUAAAUGCUUUUUUGUAAUAUUUAAA
Molecule: messenger RNA, 707 nt
Organism: Sitophilus oryzae (rice weevil)
Lineage: Eukaryota; Metazoa; Arthropoda; Insecta; Coleoptera; Curculionidae
Product: gamma-interferon-inducible lysosomal thiol reductase-like
Exons: 4
Coding region: 65-685 (206 amino acids)
Molecular function (GO): oxidoreductase activity, acting on a sulfur group of donors, disulfide as acceptor
Source: RefSeq, a predicted model, not a curated record